CGUUCGAUCGACUAAACAAAUUCAAACCGACAGAGUCGUUACUGCGAGUUAAACGUUGUUUGGGAGACGGUGGAAGUAGACUAAUCGGAAGACUAGCUUUUGGUGUUGCGUGUAAUUAUUUCCUGACUUUGUUAACGAUGGCUUUAAGAAAUAGGACCGCGCUCACGAAUAUUGUAAAUCAAGAAAAUACAAAGAAUCUUAAGUCUUCUGUGACCACAAUACCUGGGAAGACAAAAAGAGCUGCUUUGGGUGAAAUAGGAAACAAAGUAAAUACAUUAAGAGGCAUAGAACCCAUUGAUAGAACUAGCUUGCUAAUAAAAGACAAGAAACCGAUUAUAGCCCCAAAACAAGCUAUCAAACCACCAGAAAAAGCAACUGAGAAACUACCUGUACAAAUAGUUAAACCUGUAAUAAAGGUUGCAGUUCCUCAAGAGAGUGUGGUAUCACUACCUGCUAAAAAGGAGGUUCAGUCAUUCUCCUCAGAUCUAUUAGCAGUUGAAGAUAUUGAUGAAGAAGAUAAAGGAAAUCCUAGUCUAGUUUCUAUUUAUAGUAAUGACAUUUAUGAAUACUUAAGAACUCUAGAAAGUAUGUAUCCCAUCUCAAAAGGAUAUCUAUGUGGACAAGAAGUUACGCCAAAAAUGAGGAGUGUACUUAUAGAUUGGUUAGUGGAUGUACACCAACAAUUUCAUUUAAUGCAAGAAACAUUAUACCUAACUGUUGCUAUCAUUGAUAGAUUUUUACAGGCUUUUCGCUCAAUAGAUAGGAAAAGAUUACAAUUGGUUGGUGUGACUGCUAUGUUUAUUGCUAGCAAGUAUGAAGAAAUGUAUUCUCCAGAUAUAAAUGAUUUUGUAUAUAUCACAGAUAAUGCAUACUCGAAAGUAGAAAUAUUACAAAUGGAAAUGCUUAUUGUAAAAACAUUAGAUUAUUCUUUUGGUAGACCAUUACCCUUACAUUUCCUAAGGAGGUACAGCAAAGCUGGAAAGGCACUCCCAAUACAUCAUACAAUGGCUAAAUAUUUUCUAGAACAAAGCUUAGUUCACUAUGAAAUGUGCCACUAUCCCCCAAGCCUUAUUGCAGCUGCAGCAAUAUAUUUAGCUUUCCUAAUUAUUGAUAAUGAUGACGAAGACCAGCAAAAGGUUGUCUGGACAAAUACCUUGGCACAUUACAGUACCUAUUCCAAGGACGACGUAUUCCCUGUAGUACGGGAAACAGCAAGUAUUAUAGUUAAUGCAGAUAAAAUUAAGUAUCAAGCUGUGAGAAAGAAAUAUGCCCAAGCAAAGUGCAUGAAGAUUAGUACUCGACCCGAACUUAGAUCAGCAACAAUAGAUUUAUUAGCUACUGCAGAUAAAAGGGCAGUAUAAUAUUCAUUUUAAAAAAUAACUGUAGUGAGAUAUUUGUUUGUUCAAUAUUUCAUUGGACAAAAUAAAUUACAUCGCACAUAGGGUGAUACAUUUUCAAGUAGAAACAUAUGAGAUGAGCAGACUAAAUAAAAAGAGAGAGAAAGACGAGACUAUCUUCAUUUAUCUUCUUUUCCUAUCAUAUUGUUUUCAUAUAAAAAAUGUCAUAAUUAAACAUUUAUUUUGAUAGUUACCAUGAUGAAUAUUAAAAUUAUUUCUAAAUAAUGACUUUAGCUCCAAAAUUUAUUGGAGUAAAUAAUUUGGUAUGAAAAAUAUUCCUACAAACAAGAUUCAGUAAGGUAACUAAUGAUUCCUUACCUAUAAAAUGCUACAGGGAAAAAAUACUUCAAUUAGAAAAUACAGUUGUUUAUCUAUUAAAUUAAAAGUAUGUGAAUGGUAGUCUCGUUUUAAUUACAGAUAUUAGCCUCAAGUAUACAAGUUCUAUUAAAAAUGGGACAUUUUAACUCUAAAUAUUACGGGGUUGCUGUACGAAGUUCGUAAGAAAGGAAGAAAAACUUUAGUAAGUAUUUCCGUAUGAUAUAAUGUAACUUGAAUAUCCUUUAUUCUUGAGUAAAGGUAAUUUGCAUUUUGUUGAAUAAUAUCUGAUUUAUUAAAAACCAGAUACUUAGUAUGGAAAUUACUUAUUAAAGAUUUUUUUUAUCUAUGCACGUAAUUACACAAUUUAGGGUAAUUAUAGAGAAAGUUUUUUAGUAGAGGAGAGAAAAGGAAAGAAGCAUGAGAGUAUAGUCAAUUGAUACGGAAAUAUGUAUAUUUUUGGAUCACUAUAGAAAACUAUCAAACAACGUUUGUCAAAGGAUCUCUGUUUAAAUUCAGUAAAAUUUCGGCAAAAUGAUUAAGGUGUAAAAGUAAUGAAAGCUGAGAAAUUUGGAAUGGAUUUGAUUUCAGUCCAAAAUCAUUUUAGAAAUUAAUACUGCAAUUGACUAUAAAAUUUAAUUAAGUACUAAAGACACGAUAGUAAGAUAGUUAUUUUAGAUUAUAUUUAAUAUAGAUUAUAAUAUAGUUCAAUUAUUUAAUACAAAAUAUUCCUAAUAUAUUUUAUAAAUUAUAGAUUAGCAAAGACUAUAAAUUAGAAAUACAAUAAUUUUUCAACUUUGUAGUCAUUGAACAUUUUGCCGAAUUUUUAUCUAAUUGAAAACAAGAUUUUUAGGUAUUUAAAUUGUGAAUCAUAUCUUUUAUACUGAAAUAUUGAAGAAAUUUUAACUUUUAUUCAUGAUUAUAAAAACAUUUUUAUUUUGAUAUUAGUUCUAUAAAUAGUUUUAAAUGUUAAUGUAUGAAAAUACCCGAGUAUUCCAGACGAUAUUAAUAAUCUAUAAUUUGAUAUCAAUAUUUUCACAAAUAUUAUAUCAAUGAACAUGACUGUUCAUAUCUGACAUUUUGUCAGUGUGCGUUUGGAACGUAAAUAUUGUAUAAAAUUUAUGUAAAGAAAAUUUCAAUAGAAAAUAAAUUGUAAUAAUGUUUC
Bombus pascuorum is the source of this 2877-nucleotide messenger RNA. RefSeq names its product G2/mitotic-specific cyclin-B. Gene Ontology annotation, biological process: mitotic cell cycle phase transition; regulation of cyclin-dependent protein serine/threonine kinase activity. Gene Ontology annotation, cellular component: cytoplasm; nucleus; cyclin-dependent protein kinase holoenzyme complex. Gene Ontology annotation, molecular function: cyclin-dependent protein serine/threonine kinase regulator activity. The transcript is spliced from 5 exons. The record is from RefSeq and is a predicted model, not a curated record. NCBI's taxonomy places the organism in Eukaryota, Metazoa, Arthropoda, Insecta, Hymenoptera, Apidae. Bases 138 to 1361 code for a protein of 407 amino acids.